GCCUACAGGUGUUUGUGUCUUCCUCAGUGAUUGGGCAGAACUCCGUGACAGGUCCUGAAACAUGCAAACACAGGCAAAUCUUUUAGGGGCUCUGAGGGGAAGAGGAGUUAGGGCCUCUUGUUAUCAGAGAGAAAAAUCAGCUGUUGGAUGAUCAUAGAGGCUCACAGGGAGGUCUUCACACAAGAAUACCAGAAAAAAGAUACCAAGGCAACAAGAGUGCCACUGAAUCAUCCGAGCAACAUGGAGUACACCUUCAGAGCAGUUACGCACAGCCCUGGGAUUAUAAUCUGGAGAAUCGAGAAAAUGGAGCUGGUACAAGUCCCAGAGAAGUCUUAUGGAAACUUUUAUGAGGGCGACUGCUACAUACUCCUGUCUACUCAGAAGGUGGGCAGCGCUGUGAGCUAUGAUAUCCACUACUGGAUCGGCUCAGAGUCCACUCAGGAUGAACAGGGUGCAGCUGCUGUUUACACCAUCCAGCUCGAUGAGUUCUUGGGCUCCACUCCGGUCCAGCACCGUGAGGUUCAGAACCACGAGUCUGACACCUUUAGAGGAUACUUCAAACAGGGAUUAAUCUAUAAAAAGGGCGGAGUGGCAUCAGGCAUGAGGCACGCUGAAACCAACACCUAUGAUGUGAAGAGACUGCUUCAUGUCAAAGGGAGGAAAAGGGUGAUUGCAAAGGAGGUGGAGAUGAGCUGGAAGAGUUUCAACCUCGGCGAUGUGUUUUUGUUGGACAUGGGCAAGACCAUCGUUCAGUGGAACGGACCCAAGUGUAACAGACAGGAAAAGCUCAAAGGCAUGUUGUUGGCCAAAGACAUCCGAGACAGAGAGAGAGGAGGUCGGGCAGAGAUCAGGGUGGUCGAGGGCGACGCAGAGAGCAACUCUCCCCACAGCAUGGAGAUCCUGAACGGGGUCCUCGGUGAGAGGACCUCCAGGCUGACUGAUGGACCUCCAGAUGCAACUGCUGACCAGCAACAGAAGUCAAAUCUCACACUCUACCAUGUGUCAGAUAAUGAUGGUCAGAUGAAGGUCACAGAGGUCGCCACCAGACCUCUGGUUCAGGAUCUCCUCAACCAUGAUGACUGCUACUUCCUGGAUCAGGGGGGGAUGAAGAUCUUUGUGUGGAAGGGAAAGAAGGCAAACAAAGCUGAAAGACAAGCUGCCAUGACCAGAGCUUUGGAGUUUAUCAAAGCAAAAAAGUACCCAAUCACUACAAAUGUGGAGACGGUGAAUGACGGGGCGGAGUCAGCCCUCUUCAAGCAGCUGUUCCAGCGGUGGACGGUAAAGGAUCAGACUCAAGGUCUGGGCAACGUGCACACAAGGGGGAAAGUAGCUCACAUCACUCAGGAAAAGUUUGAUGCCUCUCUGAUGCACAUGAUGCCAGAGGUCGCUGCACAGGAGCGAAUGGUGGAUGAUGGCACAGGUCAAGUGGAGGUGUGGAGAAUUGAGAAUCUGGAGCUUGUCCCUGUGGACCCUGGGUGUUAUGGAUACUUCUAUGGGGGAGACUGCUACCUGAUCCUCUACACCUAUUUUGUUAACAGCAGGAAGUGUUACCUGCUCUACAUGUGGCAGGGGCGUCAUGCAUCGCAGGACGAAGUGGCAGCCUCAGCGUUUCAGGCUGUGGACUUGGAUCAGAAGUACGGUGGUGAGCCGGUUCAAGUGAGAGUAACAAUGGGCAAAGAACCGAGACACUUCAUGGCAAUGUUCAAGGGUAAAAUGGUCAUCUAUGAGGGGGGAACAUCUAGAAAAGGGUCCUCUGACCCAGAACCACUGAUAAGGUUGUUCCAGGUCCGUGGUUCUGACCCAUUCAACACUAAAGCUGUUGAAGUUACAGCCCUGGCCUCCUCCCUCAACUCAAAUGAUGUGUUUUUACUAAAGAGCCAAGCAGGAAUUUACCUGUGGUGUGGGAAGGGGUCGAGUGGCGACGAGAGAGCCAUGGCGAAGGAGGUCGUCUCUGUGAUUGGCAAGAAAGACUCGGAUCAGAUUGUGGCUGAGGGUCAAGAGUCCGUUGAAUUCUGGGAUAUGCUCGGAGGGAAAGCUCCCUAUGCCAGUGACAAGAGGUUACAGCAGACGGUUUCAGACCACCAGCCACGCCUGUUCGAAUGCUCCAAUAAGACAGGUCGCUUCAUCGUGACCGAGGUGACUCAGUUCACACAGGACGACCUCAGCGAGGAUGAUGUCAUGCUGCUGGACACAUGGGACCAGCUUUUUCUCUGGAUCGGUAAAGAGGCCAAUGAGGUGGAGCGCAAGGAAGCCAUGGUCACGAGCCACGAGUACCUGCGCACCCACCCGGGCGACAGGGACCCCGACACCCCCAUCGUCUUGAUCAAGCAGGGGUUUGAGCCACCAACCUUCACUGGGUGGUUCACAGCCUGGGACCCCUCCAAAUGGAGCGGAGGAAAGAGCUACGAGGAGUUGAAAAAGGAGCUGGGAGACUUAGCAUCACCUGUUACCUUUACACCUGAGCAGAACUGUGCUGAAAGUGUGAAAAGCUCUCAGUGUUUUCCACCCGAGGAGCUGGUCAACAAGCUCGCCAGCGAGCUGCCUGAAGGUGUUGACCCAGCUGAGAAAGAGAAACACCUCUCCGACUCUGACUUUAACGAUGUAUUUGGGAUCACCAAAGACGACUUUGCAAGCCUGCCGCAGUGGAAGCAACUGAAGUUGAAGAAAGAGAAGGGGAUGUUUUGAUCAGAUUUUUUCUGUACUUGAAAUAAGCUCUCAUUUCUUUCUUUUUUUUUUUUUUUUUUUAAGGGAAGAUUUUCUUUGUUUCCUACAAUAAAUGACUUUUUAGCUCAAUCAUCUUGUGAAACUUUUUAGAUCAUGUAUCUUUACAUCCCCUGGUUUUUAUUGUGAUUCAGUGUUUCAAAUCAUUGUAACACUUUAUUUUUUAACCUGUGCUAAUUUUGUACAAGUAACACUUAUGAUUCCAAUAUUUAAAAUUGUGUAUGAAGAAAAUUGUAAAGUGCGUUCCUUUUUUGGUUUGUUUGAUUUCAAGGCAUUUCUUCUUCUUCUCUCUACUGAAAGGGUAAUGCAUCUUAUUUUUACUGAGGCAUCACAUCAUGGAUGACAAAACAGAAAAGUGAAUGCAAAAUCAAACAUGAUACAAACACAUCAAAACAAAUGACCAUAAUUUGUAGGUAAAAUACAUGGACUUAAUUAAAUUCAGCACGUUAUAGGGGUCAAUGUUGCCAUCUCCUGGACAAAUAAUGUAACAUGUCAGAACACUGAUCAAGAAACAAGUAAUAGUCACCCCUUUUAUUUGAUAUGUCUGGAAUGUAUUUUCAGUUACAAGUAUAAAUUCAUGUAAUUUACUGUUACAUCUGAAAAUUUAAUACAAAGCUCAGGACAAGUCAAAAAGUCUAAGACCCAUAAAAUGCACCAGAUUACAGUAUGAA
Molecule: messenger RNA, 3392 nt
Organism: Acanthopagrus latus (yellowfin seabream)
Lineage: Eukaryota; Metazoa; Chordata; Actinopteri; Spariformes; Sparidae
Gene: avil
Product: advillin
Exons: 20
Coding region: 148-2685 (845 amino acids)
Biological process (GO): barbed-end actin filament capping; actin filament severing; actin polymerization or depolymerization
Cellular component (GO): cytoplasm; actin cytoskeleton
Molecular function (GO): phosphatidylinositol-4,5-bisphosphate binding; actin filament binding
Source: RefSeq, a predicted model, not a curated record